AUGGAAAGCAACGCCGCUGACCAGCAUGAGAGCCACCCGCCGGAGUCGCCGCUGCCGUUAGAGCUGCUGAUGGUGGUGUUUCGAUUUCUGGACCCCGGGUCUCUGAAGAACAUGGCCCUUGUUUGCAAAACCUGGUAUCGUCUUUCUAAAGACAACUCUAUGUGGAUGCAGAUAUUCAAAGAGAGAUUUAGCAAUAUCGGCUCUGUUUUUCCACGCGUGUCGCGCACAAGACUAUGGCGGACAGAGCUGAUCGAACGAGAGACGCUCAUAAAAAACUGGAAGAAAGGAAAGGGCGUUCAUAACACAUACAAUCUGGAGAGUCUUUUCUAUACUACUGAUCUCCAGUGCGACUUCAAGACCAAUAGGCUCAUAUCGUUAAACAAAAAUACCGGAAAUUUGGUGACGUGCAGCCUCAACAACGGUGCCAACGUCGAUCUGCAACCGUCCACGAUCCCCAGCGGCACUACUGCCUACGCCAUGAGCAAACACAGUAUCGUCUUUGGGAGAUGGGACAGCAAAGUGUAUGGCUCACUCCUCAACCACAAAAACAUACUUCUAUCCGGAAUCAAAGAAUUCAAAGGAACGGGCCAUCGAGGGAUGGUUACGUGUGUGAAUGUCAACCAAACUGAGCUGGGUAAAGAGGGUAAAAUAGGAGCAAUCACAGGGGACGAGAACGGAACUAUUGUGGGCUGGGACCUAAAGAAAGGUGCACAAGUUGCACAGUGCAAAAUCUGCGAUGCGACAAUCGCUAAAGUCGACUCGGACUACAAAGAUGUGAUUGUGGUUCUAGAUACCCAAGGAGCGCUAUAUGUGGUGAGGAAUAUGUUUAGUGUUUUUGACUGCACGCCUCGGGUGCACGAGCUACAAGUCUCACUUGAGAUGAGUCCGCAGAAUGUGAUGUUCAUGAAGAUGUAUGUUGAUUACGGAGACUGCAAUAUCGUCCUGAUCGACGAAAAUGCAGUGGAAAUUAUAUCCUAUAGAGACAACCUAGUGAGAAGGUUUGUCACUGACGAGACAAUUUACAAAUCCAGCCUGGAGCAAAAUGGUACCGCGCUUACCAAAAGGGACGCCGAGCUGGUGGGAACAGACCCGCUGUUUUUGGCAAUUUUGUUGAAAUCGGGAAGAGUGCUGGUAUUCAAUGUUCGUGCAUAUGAGUAUCAAAUCCGGCCAGUUCUAGAUAUCCUUCCAAGGCUGGCCUACGAGGACGACGAUUACCAGAGGGUUGUCGCAAUAAACCAGAACGUGGACUUACCAGCUCUAUCAGAGGUUGCGAUAAACUCGUUGGUGGUUGCAGUAGGAUCUUACAAUGGAAAAAUCGAAUUCUACGAUAUCACUACUGGCGAGUUCUUCAGAAAAAUAGCCAUCAAAUCGAGCUCGAAAAUGCUUCAGCAAGUGGGCAGCCAGCUGCUUCCGAUCACCAAUAUUGUAAUGGACCAGUCGCUGUCCGCUGGAGUAGUCGCCUAUGGCUCUAUGGUGCAGUUUUUCAAGUUUGGUGACUUCUACAAAGAGCUAGAAGCAAAACGCAAAAGAAAGAACUUCAAAGAACGCAAAUACAGCAAUAAUCAUAUCAAGGAAGCUAUUAAGGACUACGAAUACGAGCUUCAAGAAGAGGCACAGACCGUUUCGAGAAUCCAGAAGUACAACGGAGACCAUCUUGAAGACUCUGACGAAGAGCUUCAAAUGGCUUUGGCUCUGAGCAUGUCAAUUAAUGAAACUUCUGUUGACUCACAAGAACAGGAUGAAGAUCUCCUAGUGGCAAUAGAAUUGUCCAAACAGAUUAUUUGA
Molecule: messenger RNA, 1785 nt
Organism: Ogataea angusta
Lineage: Eukaryota; Fungi; Ascomycota; Pichiomycetes; Pichiales; Pichiaceae
Exons: 1
Coding region: 1-1785 (594 amino acids)
Biological process (GO): SCF-dependent proteasomal ubiquitin-dependent protein catabolic process
Cellular component (GO): SCF ubiquitin ligase complex
Molecular function (GO): protein binding
Source: RefSeq, a predicted model, not a curated record